This is a messenger RNA of Saccostrea echinata, 506 nucleotides long. RefSeq lists its product as uncharacterized. The coding region runs from base 1 to 504 and encodes 167 amino acids. The record is from RefSeq and is a predicted model, not a curated record. The transcript has 5 exons. Lineage: Eukaryota; Metazoa; Mollusca; Bivalvia; Ostreida; Ostreidae.
AUGAACAAAGCAGAGACCGAAAUUAUUGCCAUCCAAAAAGCUAAAGAAAGAGUGUCUACAGGUAAAUGUAUGUGUCAUUAUGGUUUCUAUUUCAGGGGUAAAUGUAUCUGUCAGUAUGGUUUCUUUUUCAGAGUAAAUGUGUGUGUGUCGGUAUGGUUUCUUGGAGAUGACUGUUCACAGUCACUAGGGAGAACUUUGGCAUCACAGAAAUCCAACAGCUCACCUUCUAGUUUGACCUUGACCUCGGGUCAAGUGGUCGGUAUAGUCAUGGGUUUACUGGUCCUCAUUUUGCUGGUAGUCCUGCUAACCAUUUUUAUAAUGAGACGAAGAUAUCGCAACCAACAGAACAACAUCACAUCAAUGAACGUAAACAAUUCUCUUCAGGAAGACAGUGACGUACGAGGUUUUACUAAUCCUUACUACGAUGUCCAGCAUUCCGACAACAUGGCCGACUCCUCAGGAGGGAAAUCAGAUACACAUUCAGAAGACAGUGCUACUGCUUAAUA